This is a messenger RNA of Bufo gargarizans (Asiatic toad), 5329 nucleotides long. RefSeq names its product Rho GTPase activating protein 28 (gene ARHGAP28). Gene Ontology annotation, molecular function: GTPase activator activity. Gene Ontology annotation, biological process: signal transduction; regulation of small GTPase mediated signal transduction; negative regulation of stress fiber assembly. The transcript has 15 exons. NCBI's taxonomy places the organism in Eukaryota, Metazoa, Chordata, Amphibia, Anura, Bufonidae. The coding region runs from base 389 to 2209 and encodes 606 amino acids. Gene Ontology annotation, cellular component: cytoplasm. The record is from RefSeq and is a predicted model, not a curated record.
AGACAUCGGCGGUGGCCGAGCCAAGAAAAGGAAGAGAUGUCAGGACAUGUGUUAAGAUUAUGUAGCAGAAGUGAAGGAAACAUAAUGAACUAAUGUACCAAGGAAAAUUAUCACAUUGCUGGAAACAUGCCAUAAAUCUAAUAGCUGAAAUAACGAUAUCCACAAGGAUUACAACGGUCAGGAAAAUAGUUUCCAGGCAUUACCGUCCAUCGUUAUAGAACUGCUUGCUUUGCCUUAAAUCUGGAUAAAGCCCUUUUUGGCAGUCCAAGUACAGUUUAAUAGAAUCAUAGAAAGAGUUGAUGUCAGCAUGGAUUCUGGAAUUGCGGUUAUGACAUCUUCCUCCAGAUAUUUUCUUCAUUGAAAAAGCAAUUCACGAAGAAUCAACAGAAUGCUUUCUGAUGAAUCCGCGCACACCCCUGUGUUCAACCGAUCCAUCUCCGAGACUUCCAUGGACAACUCAUCAAUGGAAGAUUUCUGGUGUGAACUCAAGAACAUCAAAGAGAACAGCGAGAAUGGGUCAGACGACAGUCUGCUCGUGGAUGUAAAGCCUGUGGAUGAUGGUGAGCUAGAGGCAGAAUGGCUACAAGAGGCAGGCCUGUCCAACCUAAUUUCUGGUACUCAGGGACACGAUGGUCAGGCUUUACUCUCCACAUUAACUCGAAUCCAGGCAGCUGCAGUGCAAAAAAGAUACAAUUCUUACACUCAGACUAUGAGGAAAAAGAACAAACAUUCAGUAAGGGAUGUGCGGGAUAUCUUUGGAAUUCAUGAAACUACACCCACAUUUGAAGCUAUACCCGUGUCCCCUCUUGCAACGAAUGGGAUUCAGAUGCCCAUGAAAAAAACCAUAAGGAAACCUAUCACUUCUAACAGCUGCACUUUAGAAAAAAUUAACCCUGCGGUAGCAGAAGAACUGUCUUUUGAGGUGUCAUUCUCAGAGUCCAUCGUUAUAAAUGAUAAAGAGAAACAGACGAACCAAAAAAUUAAAAAGGAUGACUGUAUUUUACCUAAAUUCAUUGUUUGGAAAAGCAGAUUUGGGCUCACUGAAGUUGAAGAUUUAUCUCUUGAAGACAUGAAGAAAAUACGUUAUCUCUCCCUAAUCGAAUUAACAGCCUUUUAUGAUGCUUUAGGGAUUGAAUUAAAGAGAAAUAGAGUUCUACGUGUUAAAGGAAGAGAAAAUGGCCUUUUCGGAGUGCCUUUGACAACAUUAUUAGAAAAUGAUCAAAAGAAAGUGCCUGGUACAAAGGUCCCCUUGAUCUUUCAAAAAUUAUUGCAGCGACUUGAGGAAACAGGUCUAGAGACUGAAGGAAUACUGCGAGUUCCAGGCUCUGCCUCUCGGGUUAAGAGUCUUCGUGAAGAAUUGGAAUUAAAAUUUUACAAUAACACUUUUGACUGGAAGAAAGUUCGAAACACGGAUGCUGCCUGUCUUCUAAAAAUGUUUAUAAGGGAAUUGCCCGCACCUCUGUUUACAAUGGAGUAUCUCCCUGCCUUCAUUGCUUUAGUAGAAAAAAUCUCCAAGAUCAAAUUGCAGCUGCAGGCUCUACAUCUAUUAAUCAUGCUUCUGCCAGAUGCCAACCGAGAUACUGCCAAGGCUUUACUGCACUUCCUUAAAAAAGUUGUGUCAAAUGAAGUAAAAAACAAAAUGAGUUUGUGGAACGUAUCAAUGAUCCUUGCACCAAACCUGUUUAUUUACAAAGGCAAAAGUCCCAGCCAAGAAGAGAUGAAGGCGGCAGCAUUUACUGCACACAUUGUCCGAAUUUUAAUUAGGUACCAGGACAUUUUAUGGACGGUUCCAGCCUUUCUGAUCUCGCAAGUACGGAAAAUGAAUGAGGCGGCGUUGAACAAUAACAAGAAACAGCUUAUUUUCGAUAAGAGCGUAAGGAAAUUAUUAAGGAGAAAGACUAUGGAGCGUGAAAGGCCUGAAAGAAGAGAGCACUGUGAUGUACCUGAAGGAGUGAUAAGAGUCUAUGCUCCAUUGCACUCAAAGGUUUCCAUGGCAAUCCAGCUGAACACUCGGACAAAAGCCAAAGACAUCCUGGCGCGGUUUCAGUGUGAAAACAGCCGUGGCACUUCUGAUAAAUCACUCAACCAAAGUUUAUAUGAAAUUGGCGGAAACAUAGGUGAACACUGCUUAGACCCGGACACCUAUAUGCUGGAUGUAUAUCAUGUAAAUCCUAAUGCAGAAUGGAUAUUAAAACCCAAAAACAGCUGAGAACCAUGGAUUGUGCAGCAAUUCCUUUAUCUUCAAGCCACACUGUUGGAAUGUAUUGGACUGAGGGCAGUACAGGUGCUAUGUACUAUGACUCACAUUGCUUGAGAUGAUAGACUAUGAAGACAUGGGUACUUUGGAAAGUGAACACUAAAUCUGUGGAGAAAAUAUGUGGCCCUUGAAUGAGCAUCUUAUUUUUGCUCUUAGUGGAAUAUAAUUUAUGCCAUUUUUUUUUUUUUUAAGUAAAACAUUUAACGGCCAUUCUAAGCUGAAUGUACCUGGUCUCGUCAGAUUGCAGCUCAAGACCUGGCAAGUACCAGCUUGGGAGUCUGGCUGGGAGUCCUUGGUUCUGUUGACUAAGUAAAACACUACCAGAAUGCUGGAGUUGUCAGAUCCGAUCCUCAGUCCUUACUGACUGUCCCUUCUACAAGUAUUAUUGUUGACAUUGAUGUAAUGUUGGCCUUUUUACUGCUGGACAGACAUUGAACCCUUUCAUGGGUCACAUUGAUGCAUUUAGAAACUCUUUAUAUUGUGACAUGAAUGCUUUACUCAGCAUCUCAGAAGAAAUCUUGACUGUAACUGUUGUACGUCCUUUUGUAUAGGAACCACUACUUUUGUACAGUUACAUUUUAUAUCUAUUUGUAGAUAUUCCAUAAUGUUUGUUUUUUUUGUAUUUUUUAAACAUUUCCUCUGAACGCAUAUGUAACAUAUGUCAACCAUCUGUCAUUACUUCAGUAUUCACAUAAUAUGUUUUUAACAUUCACAAUAGUGGGUGCCUCUUCCAUAGGCCAUGAGUGUUUCUGCCAGGGGAUAUGUUGUAAAUUGAAAUAUCCAGGCACCUUGCCAACUGGCAUGUAUGUUUUAGACUUGUGUUAAAGCGAUUCUUGCGUGACUUGUUUAUUUUGAUUGUGGAAUGCAUUAUUAUUGCAGGUUUGUAUGAAAAUGAAUUCACAUGUAUAAGCAUAAAUCCAGUGUUCAAUAGAAAGGUGCUGCAUUGUGUCAUAAUAUACAGAGAGGCACCUAACCCUUCGGGAGAAUGGACUUUGGUCAUUGGUUUCCUUAUUUUGCUCAUAUUCCUCACAGCUGCCAUUAUAAAAGGGACUUAAAUGAGAAAUUCAUUGAAUAUCAUCGAAUGUCAUGGAAACUUACAGUGCAUUCAAAAAGUCUUCACUUUUUUCACAUUUUGUUAUGUUGUGGCCUUAUACUAAAAUAAAAUAAAAAUCAAGUUUUUCCUCAUCAUUCUGCACUCAUUAUCCCAAAAUGACAACAUUAAAACAGAAUGUUAAAAGUCUUUGCUAAUUUAUUGAAAAAGAAAACAUAAAAUCGUGCAUUCAGGAAGUGAAGUUGAAGUGAUUUCAGCCUCUAGUUUUUUUAAGUGACAUGCCACAAGGUUUGCACAUCUUGAUUUGGGGAUUUCCUGCUAUUAUUCUCUGCAGAUCAUCUUAAGAUCUCUCAGGUUGGAUGGGGACCGUCAGAGGCAGCCCGUUUUCAGGUCUCUCCAGAGAUGUUCAAUUGGGUUCAAUCAAGUCAGGGCACAGGCUAGGCUACUCAAGAAUAUUCACAGAGAUGUCGCUAAGCCACUACUGCUACUACUUGGCUGUGUGCUUAGGGUUAUUUUCUUGUUGGAAGGUGGACCUUUGGCACAAUCUGAAGUCCAAAGCACUCUGGAUCAGGUUUUCAUUAAGAAAAUCUCUACUUUAAGCUUUCCCUCAACUCUGACCAGUCUCCCUUCCCCAGACAUUGAUAAACAACCCAAUAGCAUGAUGAACACCUCAAUAGCAUAAUGAAGCCACCACCAUGCUUCACUGUAGGGAUGAUAUUAGCAGGUGAUGAGCAGUGCUAGACAUGACACUUAGAAUUGAGGUUUCAUCAGUCCAGAGAAUCUGUUUUAUCACAGUCUGAGUUCUUCCUCCUUUUGGCUUGGUUUCUGCACUGAUUUGCAUUGUCAGCAGAGACCUUACAUAUAAAUAGGUGUGUGUUUCCAAAUCAUGUCCAGUCAACGGAAUUUAACACAGGUGAACUACAAUCAACGUAUAGAAACAUCUCAAAGAUGAUCCAAAAAUGGAAGGCCCAGAAAGAAAUUUCUAGUGUCAUAGCAAAGGUUCUAAAUACUUAUGUUCAUGCAAUAUUUUAGCUUUUCCUUUUAAAUAAGUGUGCAAACAUUUCUAAAAUUCUGUUUUCACUUUGUCAUUAUGGGGUAUUAUGCAGAAUGAUGGGGGAAACUCGAUGUGUUUUUUUUUUUUAUUUUAGCACAAGGCCAUAACAUAAAAUGUGAAAAAAUUGAAAAGAGUCAAGUCUUUUCGAAAGCAUUGUAUAAGAAAAUCCUAUUGAUGAAAAGUCUGUAAUCCCAGGUCAUCACUGAUUUCUAUUACCAAAUUUUUUACGUUACUUACUAAAAGACCAUUAAUAUCAAUAUCAUUAUUGCUGCAAUGUUGUGAAAACUUUGAAAUCUAUGUGCAAUAGCUAAGUGGGUUUUACUGGACUUUAUAGAGCCCAUUCCUUUGGAAAAUCUGUAGUGAUUCGGGAAAACAGACUUCAUCAAUGUGAUUAUUCAAAAAAAUAUAAAUUAUAUGUCCUACAGAUACCUCCAACAGAUGCCGCUCAACAGUCAUACUUCACUAUAGAUUCCCAAACUUAAUCCUAAUUUUGUUAGGCUUUCAAUCCAGGUUAGCUAUGACAUUGCAUAUUUACCAAUUUAUAUUCAGGGAUAAUUGUCGGACAGCCCCAGGAAAUAAGGAAGUAUGUUAUUCAGGACGGGUAAACCUCAGCACAGAUCUAAUAUAUAGAGCCAUGGCCUGUCAUGCGUCUAUACUGUAACCAUUUUUUUCUUAAUCUGAGUUUUCUAUUUAGAGAGGAAUAAAGUCUCAUAUAGAUACAAUGUGGUAGCACAGACUCUGUGUCUUGUCAUACAAGGUCCAUGCAUGUAUCUUGCUAUGCUGAGUGCUUAAAAAAUGGUACCGCUGCAUGCCAAAAUACUAAUAAAGUUCCAAUAUGUUUUUUUUUUAUAAAGAAGUAGUUACAGCAACAUAGUAAUACAUAGUCUUUAAAUUCAGGUUGUGUUCACAUCUACAUUAGGAGCCUUUGUUGCAGAUUUUUAAAAAUACUGUAAAAAACUGUGCAGCG